CCCACAAGUAGAACAUGAGAGAGAAAGAGAGAUAAAGAAAGAGAGUAAGAGCGAGAGAGAGAAUGGGGGAGAGAGAGGAGACUCCAUUGAAGUCACCACACUUUGUGCUCAUCCAUGGCAUAAGUGGAGGAAGUUGGUGUUGGUACAAGCUGAAAAGCAUGAUGUACAACUCUGGAUACAUGGUGACUUGCAUAGACCUCAAAGGGGCAGGCAUACAUCCGUCUGACCCUAACACAAUCCUCUCCUUUGAUGAAUACAACGAGCCUCUCCUUCAUUUCUUAUCUUCCUUGCCUCCACAUCAAAAGGUGAUCCUAGUGGGACAUAGUGCCGGGGGAUUAAGCGUGACACAAGCAACUCACAAAUUCCCGAAUAAGAUCAGUCUCGCGGUAUAUGUUGCAGCAACCAUGCUUAAAAAUGGUGUUUUAACAGAGCAAGACAUUAAAGAUGGAGUUCCUGAUUUAUCCGAGUAUGGUGAUGCUUAUGACUUGGAAUUUGGGUUGGGCGUGAAUCAGCCUCCUACGAGUGCAACUAUAAAAAAAGAGCUACAACGUAAAAUCCUAUAUCAAAUGAGCCCUCCAGAGGAUUAUACAUUAGCUUCGAUGCUAUUAAGACCAGGGCCCAUUUGUGCAUUACUAAAUGCUCAAUUUCCAGAAGUUAAUGAAUGUGUAGAAAAGGUGCCAAGGGUAUACAUUAAGACAAUGUAUGAUAGAGUAGUGAAGCCAGAACAACAAGACAACAUGAUCGCAAAAUGGCCACCUUCACAUGUUUAUAGUUUGGAGAGUGAUCACAGCCCUAAUUUCUCAAGUCCUUUUGCAUUGUUUGGGUUAUUGGUUAAGGUUGCGGCUUCAAUUAGUUGUACCUAGAAGAUUUUGGUUUAGUUAGGCUUGAUUUUGUGUGGUUAAAAGAUAUCAUAAAGAUCCAACAAUUUAUUAUGACGUUAUUUAUUUUGCUUGAUAAUAUGGAAGAAAAAAAAACACAAUAAACGGUUUAUAAGUUACUUUGGUUUUGAGCUUG
Molecule: messenger RNA, 1014 nt
Organism: Lactuca virosa
Lineage: Eukaryota; Viridiplantae; Streptophyta; Magnoliopsida; Asterales; Asteraceae
Source: the annotation of a GenBank genome assembly